CUUCCGGCCUGUCCUUUCUCUUCUCCUUUCCCCCCGCCAUCGUGCGCUCUGCGCCUGAUUCAGAUCCUCGCCAUGUCUUCUCACAAGACUUUCAGAAUCAAGCGAUUCCUGGCAAAGAAACAAAAGCAAAAUCGUCCUAUUCCUCAAUGGGUUCGGAUGAAAACUGGUAACAAAAUCAGGUACAACUCUAAGAGAAGACACUGGAGGAGAAAGAAGCUGGGUCUGUAAGGAGUCACAC
Messenger RNA from Rattus rattus (black rat), 238 nucleotides. RefSeq names its product 60S ribosomal protein L39-like. Bases 73 to 228 code for a protein of 51 amino acids. Gene Ontology annotation, biological process: translation. The transcript has a single exon. Gene Ontology annotation, cellular component: ribosome; cytosolic large ribosomal subunit. Gene Ontology annotation, molecular function: structural constituent of ribosome. The record is from RefSeq and is a predicted model, not a curated record. Lineage: Eukaryota; Metazoa; Chordata; Mammalia; Rodentia; Muridae.